UAAGAAUAAAAAAAAAAAUUAAGUACAUAGAAAUAAGGCAUAAAAAAUCUAAUUACUCAGUAGACUAUUUAAAAUCAUAAAUUAAGUAAAAUAAUUAUUAAACUAAUAAAUAACUAUUGCGCCAAAAUUAAAUCAGUAGCUUAAUAACUUGAACUACCAACAAAAAAAUUGAAAAACCGUGGGUGUGGUAUAACCAACAAAAAUAAACCAUUAACAUUUAUUUAAACAUGUGGUUUAUUAGACAAAUCAGUACAAAUAAUUAAAUCAAGACCCACUGAAUCAUAAAUAAUAUUAACCCGUAUGUAUAAAUCUAGUGCUGGGUCAGUCGCUGAAAUUAAAAAUUUAUUUACAUGAUUUCAUAGCAAUUAAAACAUAAUGGACGAUAUAUUACUGUAUGAUUCGACGAUUUGUCGUUUGUGUGCUGAAAAUAAUACCAAUGGAGUUAAUUUGUUCACAGACAAUAGCGAAUAUCCUGAUUUGAGCUCACUUAUCAACCGUUAUUUACCUUUGAAGGUAAGAAACGAUGGAAAAUUACCAACGACCAUUUGUCCAGGUUGUAACAUACAACUGGAAUCCACGAUGCAGUUUUUUGAUUUAUUGGUUGAAGGGCAAAAAAAAUUACGAGAUUUAUUGAAACAAGAAAAUGAAUUAUUAAAAAAAAAUGAUAGAUUGAAAAUGAGUCAGGGUGAUAAUCAGUUGGAGCAAUUGAAUCCUGAUACGAUGGAGCUGGUUAACUACGAACAAAAAAAUGAUGAAAAUUAUGGGCAGCAAAUUAUCAUCAAUAUAUUACCGGACGGCUCAAUGUAUGCAGCGGAGCAUGAUAUGAGUUUACAAAUGGAAGGUUUAGAAAAACCGCGACGAAAGCGCGGUCGCCCGCCGAAAAACCACACGGAAGAUUUAAAAGACGAGGAAGUUUUGGAAACGAGUCAAGAAGACGAAGACAAACAGGAUGACGAUGAUGAAUUGGACGGUGACGGUCGACGGAGACGCAAGCGCAAGAUUCCUAAACGUUUCUCUGAAGUAGUUCGAGGAAAAGAGUUGGAGAGAAUGUUUAAGGAAGAAGGAGUCAUUGAUGACGAAGACGACACCGGGGAACGUGAGCUAGAUGACAAAGGAGACAAGCACAUGCCGCUUCCAGACGGCAACGAAGAGGUGAUAGGACACCUGGAGUCCCAAGACGGCGAAGAUCUCGGCGAGCUGAUCAUCAUGAAUCGUGGCCGCGGUCGUGGGCGACCGAAGUCGCGCCACAAAAAAGCUAAAUACGUCUGCAAUACCUGCGGUCGCGGAUUCCAGCAGCGUCACCGCUACAUAAUCCACAAGAGCAGUCACUUGAACGAUAAAUUCGAGUGUCUUAAGUGCAACAAACAGUUUACGAUACUGGAUAAUUUUAUUUUGCAUCAAAAGAAUGAAGGCCAUUCUGGUAAAAAAGUUAUUAAAAAUAAUUGUACCAACGUCGAAUUCUUACAGGAUUUAACGGAUAUGAUUGACGAUAAUGACAUCAACGACUCAACUGAUGCGCUGGAGUCCCUAGAUGAUAAGCAGGAUUCAAAAGUACAAACUCUAAAUGAAGAUAUUAAUGGAGAUAAUGUUAAUGAUGAUAAUGAUAAUGAUAAUUAUAAUGACAAUGAUAAUAGUAAUGUUAAUGGUACUGGUACUGGUGAUGAUGAUGAUGAAGUUGAUGGUGAUGACGAUGAUGAGUUCAAAGAGAAUUCCGAGAUAAAAGAGUACGUGUGCGAUGACUGCGAAGAGCUCUUUACAACCCAGGACACUUUAGAAGCUCACAUAAAAGAAUUUCAUAAUGUGGACAAUCCGUUCGUGUGCAACGUGUGCGAAAAAACUUUUGCGACUGAAGAAAACCUAAAAGUCCACGUCUCGACGCACGACAUUACCAUAAAAAAAAAAACGAACAAAGCGUGCGUGUGUGAUAUCUGCGGCAAGGUAUUGAAUCAUCCUAGCUCGGUGGUCUAUCACAAAGAAGCUGAGCACAAUAACGGCCGUAAGUUUGUUUGCAACAAAUGCGGUAAGAAUUUCAAACACAAGCAACUGCUCCAGCGGCACCAGCUCACCCACUCGCAGGCACGGCCGUAUGUUUGCAAAUUGUGUGAAGCGAGUUUCAAAACCAAAGCAAAUUUGAUAAAUCAUCAGUCGACGCACACCGGGGAGAAAAAGUAUCGCUGCAAUCAGUGCAAUCGUCAGUUUGCUCACAAAACGAGUUUGACUUUGCACUACCGCUGGCACAAUGGAGAGAAACCUUACAGGUGUAAUAUUUGCCACAAAGAUUUUUCACAGAAUGGUAAUUUGCAGGAACACAUGCGUAUACACACUGGAGUAAAGCCGUACGAGUGUGAGGUAUGCACGCGUAAAUUUACGACGUCCUCGCAGUUCAAGUUGCACCAAAAACGACACACUGGUGAGCGACCCUGGAAGUGUGAGUACUGCGGUAAAACAUAUUUGCAUAAAGAUACCUGGAAAACUCAUGUACGCAGGCACAACGAUGAUCGUCCGUUUCAGUGUACACAUUGCCCCCAAUCAUUCACUGAACAAUGGGCAUUGAAAAAACACAUGCGCACACAUACCGGCGAAAAACCUUACCAGUGUAAUAUUUGCGAUAAACGUUUCGCUGAUUGUUCAAAUCUGACAAAACACAGACGCACUCAUAGAGAGCAUAAAAUUAUGAAUAUCAAUGAUAUUAAAGCCGGGGUGUCUGGAGUUAUCGCAACUCCCGCUGGAGCUGAUGGAACCACUGGCGUUGUAGCUGGCGCGGGACCUGGAGAAUUGUGGCAGAUAUUCCCGAGCCAGGAAGCUGAUGAUUCGCUUGAACUCCAGCGAGUCAUCACGGACGAGGGAUCUGAAGAGGGUACGCAAGUUAUUUAUGUGUCUUACCAGGAUCCAAAUGACCCGAGUCAAUCGAGAACGCUGCACUUUGGCAUGAUCGAGGACAAGGAGGCCGCUGACGCUCAAGUGCUCCCUACGCUCAAUGUCGAGGAACAGAUUAUCAGUAAGCCUGACGAUGCGCAGGUAGAGAUUGAUCUGUCUGAUCAGAAUCUCCAGCUGCAGAUAACUGACAGCGCUGGGAAUCCCAUUCCCCUGUCGAUACAAGACGCGAGACAGCUGCUGGCUCGCGGUGAGUUCGUCAGUCAGUUAAACGACGGGCAGACUAUCCGCGUGCACUCGGGUGUCGUCGCUGACGAACUCGCUGAGCAACUGGGAGUUCAUAUGCAACAGCCAAUGGCUACCGAUGAUAACCAACAAGCAAUUGCUCUUGAUGACAACAGUGCUCUGGUGAAAGUCCUCGAGGAUGAUCCUGCUGAUCAGAUCGACGACCCAGCAGACUCCGCGCCCGCCUUUGAACUUAUAAAUGAAGACGGCAACAAAGUGAGACUCGUUCACUCGUAUUAUGCCUCGGUGUUGGCUAAUCCUGUCGACGAGUACGUUUCCAUCGGCUAGACCAUAUCUUUUAAAGAUUUGUUUUUGUUAAAAAAAAGAAAAAAUAAGCGCUACUAGUAUUUAAUUGUACCGUCAUUAUAUUAAUUAGUGAAUGGUUAGAAUAGUUAACAAUUUGUAAAUAUUUAAGAUUUUUUAAAGUCAUGC
Microplitis demolitor is the source of this 3591-nucleotide messenger RNA. Its product is annotated as zinc finger protein 271. The record is from RefSeq and is a predicted model, not a curated record. The transcript has 3 exons. Lineage: Eukaryota; Metazoa; Arthropoda; Insecta; Hymenoptera; Braconidae. Gene Ontology annotation, biological process: regulation of transcription by RNA polymerase II; central nervous system development. Gene Ontology annotation, molecular function: RNA polymerase II cis-regulatory region sequence-specific DNA binding; zinc ion binding; DNA-binding transcription factor activity, RNA polymerase II-specific. Gene Ontology annotation, cellular component: nucleus. Bases 376 to 3447 code for a protein of 1023 amino acids.